AUAAAACUCGAAUUUUAAGGGUUAAAGCUUAAAUCGAACUAAAUAUUGGUAAAUAUUGUUUUGUGUUUUUGAGUAGCAGUAAUUGUCUUUCUUGUUAUUAUAUUUUUUCCAGAUCCAUUAAGCAAAAGGAUUCUUAAAUUUGUUGAAAACAUGGCGACUAACAAAGACGAAUGGUUAAAAAAACUUUAUGAAGAUAUUGAACAACUGACAAAUUUUUUGAGGAAGCAUUGGAAAUUGAUUAAUUUGCACAUGAAUGAUUUCAUAAUUGAUAACCUCUGGGACAUUUACUUGGAUGUAACUGCUGAAUCCUCUGAAGAAGAUUUUAUUGCAACCUGUAAUCACCUCGGAUUUAUUGGUUGUUGUUAUAGUAACCAAAAAUGUUGUGUUCAGCAAUGCCUUGGUGGAAAUAACAACACAAAAAUAUCACAUGAAACUGCUUCUUCAUCGCUAAACACAUUUACAAGUGAGAAGAAAUAUUAUGAAGUUCAAAAAUUAGCUCCCUCUAUAUAUAAAACAGCUAAUCGAAUAUUAUGUAAUCAGGUUGUUGAUCUUGGAUCAGGCAAGGGCUAUCUUGGUGAGUACUUAGCUGCAGAGUACCACGUUAAUGUUUUGGGCGUUGAAGGUAGUUCUAAUCACACCACAUCGGCUCAUAGUAUGCACACCAAAAUGAUAAAAGCUGGUAAAAGAAUGAAAGAAAAUGAAUUCUUUAAAACAGUUGUUAGCAGUGUUUCAUCUGAAACUAUCGAGGGGUCUGAUGACUUUGUUAAACUGCUCUGUCAGCAUCUACGUCAGCAUGAUUCAGCAUCAGAAGAGCUGCAAGGUGCUGUUUUGACUGGUCUUCACGCAUGUGGCGAUCUCACAUCUACAGCUAUCAAACUUUUUAUGAAAGAAGAAUACUUUCAAGCACUUCAUAUAGUUGGUUGUUGUUAUAAUUUGAUAACUGAUCACCAAGAAACAGGUUUUCCUAUGUCGAAAUAUCUGAAUAACCAAGACUUUAAGCUUGGUAAAAAUGCUAAGAUGUUAGCUUGUCAGUGUCCUGAGCGAUGGAAAGCAACUUCUCAAACUUUAGGAGAAUCACUUUUAUACAGAGCUAUAUUAGAGAAAAUACUUCAAGACAAAGAUAUUAAGAGAGAAGUGUUGACUGACGUGAGGUUUCGAAGCGUUGGUAGAAAAUCAAACUCUUUUCAAGCAUACAUAAAAAAUGUAGCCAAAAAAUUGAAUCCGCCUGAAUUAAAGAUCACUGAAGAAGAAGUAGAUGAAUACUUAUCAAUGUACAAAAACGUUUGGGAGAAAAUGAAAAGAUAUCAUUGGCUUCGAAUGCAAUUAGCUCCAUGUAUAGAGAAGCUUAUACUACUGGACCGGUUAUGUUGUUUGGUCGAAUCUGGUUUCGCAUCCGCAUCUAUCAUACAAAUAUUUUCAUCCGUUAUUUCACCGCGAUGUUACGCACUCGUAUGUAUGAAGAGUUGAUGUCCAGUGAUAUUCGUGACUUGUGGGUGUAAGAAAGGAUUUUAUUCGUUUUUAAUGUACAUGACGUAAUCAGCAAUUAUUUGUAAAGAAGAUACUGCAAAAACAUGAA
Messenger RNA from Hydractinia symbiolongicarpus, 1576 nucleotides. RefSeq names its product probable methyltransferase-like protein 25. Lineage: Eukaryota; Metazoa; Cnidaria; Hydrozoa; Anthoathecata; Hydractiniidae. The coding region runs from base 151 to 1467 and encodes 438 amino acids. The transcript has 11 exons. The record is from RefSeq and is a predicted model, not a curated record.